Messenger RNA from Lycium ferocissimum, 1011 nucleotides. RefSeq lists its product as uncharacterized. Gene Ontology annotation, molecular function: nucleic acid binding; zinc ion binding. Lineage: Eukaryota; Viridiplantae; Streptophyta; Magnoliopsida; Solanales; Solanaceae. The record is from RefSeq and is a predicted model, not a curated record. Bases 1 to 1011 code for a protein of 336 amino acids. The transcript has a single exon.
AUGGCAAAUCUUACCAAACGUGAAUUUGUAGCUUUAGAUAUAUCCGGCAAUACCUAUAUGUCUUGGAUUCUUGACGCCGAAAUUCACCUUAAUGCGAUGGGUCUGGCAGACACCAUCAAAGAUAAAAAUGAGGCAUCAAACCAAGACCGUGCCAAGGCAAUGAUAUUCCUUCGCCAUCACCUUGAUGAGGACUUGAAAAUGGAAUAUCUCACUGUUAAAGAUCCUCUUACUCUAUGGAAUAAUUUAAAAGAUAGAUAUGACCACCUGAAGAUGGUCAUACUUCCACAAGCACGUUUUGAUUGGCUCCAUUUAAGGCUACAAGAUUUUAAAUCUAUUAAAGCAUAUAAUUCUGCCAUGUUUAAAAUUAUUUCUCAGUUGAAAUUAUGCGGUGAAAAUAUCACUGAUCAUGAUAUGCUAGAGAAAACAUUUUCCACUUUUCCUGCCUCGAGUAUGCUCCUGCAGCAGCAAUACCGAGAAAUGAAGUUCAAGAAAUAUUCUGAUCUAAUCGCACAUCUUCUAGUGGCUGAACAACAUAAUGAAUUAUUAAUGAAAAAUCAUGAAAGCCGACCCACUGGUACUGCCCCAUUCCCUGAAGUGAAUGAGGCAAAUUUUCGCCAUUCUAGGCGUGGAAGAGGUCGUGGCCCCAGUCGUGGUCAUGGCCGUGGUCAAGGAAGAAAUUUUAAUCAUGAUUCUCGUCUUGCACCAAAUAAUACCCUUCACCACCAGCAGUGUAAAAGGAAGGAUGAAAAGUAUGAAACUGGGCAAAAGAAAAAUUCAGAAAAUAAAUGCUUCCGAUGUGGAGGAAAGGGGCACUGGUCACGUACUUGUCGUACGCCAAAGCACCUAAUUAUGCUGUAUCAAGCUUCUCUCAAAAGGGCAGAAAAAGAUGCCGAAACAAAUUUUAUUUCUGAAGAUAAUGUUGAGCCCAUGCAUCUAGAUGUGGCAGAUUUCUUUGAACUCCCUGAAGAAAAAAUAGAUCAUUUGAUCGGUGAUGGAUCUGUAAAAACUUAG